ACCCACAGCAGCGGUCUAUGCGGCUCCAUAUUGGAUCUGCCUUUCUUAGAAAUACGCUGCCUGGAGGUUUGCCUGCGCAUAUUGUUUAACGCUCGGUCAAGCAGCCGGCUCCGCUGCCCGGGCUCAGGUAUGAGGGAUGCGGCCGACAAACCGAGCUGUUACGAACAAAUGUUGUUCCGAGCUUUGAUCGAUUCACCGGCGUCAUUACCUUAAUGUGUAACGGGGCUGAGAAAUUAGGUUAGAGGCGCACCUGAGCAAGGAGCGAAAAGUGGCAUGCAGGCUGUGGAAGAAAUAAUUGGAUUGAGAUAACACCAAACCGGAGGCAGUAAGUACAAUUUCUUUCAUUAUUUUGUCAACGUGUGUAGCUUAAUAUUUUAUAUAAAAAAUCAACAACAACAAAUAUAUAAACCAAACCAAACCAAACCAAACCAAUAAUCAGUAACUCGAGUGGUAGUGUGAGAAACUACUUACCUGGCGUGAAUGUUUAACGCUGGGGCACAUGCUGCUUCUCAGAUUCACAUGCUUCAAAAAGUCACCUGACCCGGUACACCAACAGUACACCAACAGACAACUUACUGCGCAAGAGCCCCUCACGCGAGGAGGAAAAAAGUCUAAUGUUUCGUCCAGUCUUAAGAUGCCUCAUUUCCUCUUGUGGUGGAGUAAGUCUGCCGACACAUGAACUCGUAUAUGACAUGUUUUCCCCGUGCCUUGUCUGCGACCUACUUCCUCACUGUCUGAAGCCCGUGUCUCACGCAGACCUGACUUUAAUUAGUUUAUUUCAUACGAAAUUGUCUGGUGGCUGUCUUUGAACCGGUUAUUUAACUUUAUCCAAUACAUUAGACACUGUCACACAAAGUAAGCAGUUUUAUGCAAUCUGUGUGUUCAGUGCAGCCUGUUCUCCACAGGUUUAAUCCAGAUCAGAGGAGGAAGUGCCCCCACCCCCAUCCCCCCCGCUUUUAUUUCUCUGGAUCUUUUUCAGCUAUAUGGGACAAAAAUGGAGGAGUUUUUUUGUUUGAUAAAUAGAGAAGAAAAGAAGAAAAAAACACUAUGCAACUCUCUAAACUUUGUCACUGUAGAAGAACAUCACUUCAACUUCUUUCCAACUUCUGAAUAAAGCUCUAAUUUAUGAUGGGUAACAACCCUACAGUUGAGAUUGUCACCACUAUCAGCAUUGUAGGGAUCAUAAAAGAAAAUAAACAUGCUGAAGAUAUGAACUAUGAAGAAAGCAUCCAAGGUUGAACCUAACACCGAGAGCUUUGAAGAAGCCCCAUGAUGUAAGUUCAACUCCUUCAGGGAGGAGCAAAACAUCCAGCAGUGUGUACUACUCCACACUAAAUCCAGUUUGGCUGACUGGUGUCACACUGUUAGUUAUGAAAGCAUUUUCAUUGCACUUUUCAGCUUUGGUUUCGUAGAUACAGUGCAGAAACACAGAAACUGAAGCAGCUCAGUGGAACAAGUUGUUUAUUGAUUUAACUUUCAGGACCUCUGAUCAGCCACUCAGAGAUGCAGAUUGAUAGAAUAGCAGUUUGGGAAAACACCAGCUUAACAGUAUUCCUACACUCUUGCAUAAAGACCAUGUCAGAUAGUUUGUAAGCCUCAUAGAGGAAAUGAAAAAGUAACUUUGGCAGGCUACAACAUUAUAGAACUACAACCUGACAGAUGUUUAAAAAUCUGGAAGUUGACAUCUUAACAACAUCUGCCAAUUUCAAGCCAGUCACUGAAUUCUUAGUAUCAGCCCAUUUGUUUACAUCAGUGGUUCUCAAGUCCAGUCCUUGAGGCCUACUGUCCUGCAUGUUUUGGAUGUUUCCCUGCUCCAACACACCUGAUUCAAAUGAUCAGCUCGUUAUUAAGCCAUUACAGAGCUUGAUAACGAGCUGAUCAUUUGAAUCAGGUGUGUUGGAGCAGGGAAACAUCCAAAACAUGCAGGACAGUGGGCCUCGAGGACUGGACUUGAGAACCACUGGUUUACAUUUUCUAGUAUCAAAAAUUUGUUUACCUGCCGAAUAAUAAAAAAUUCUUACAUGAUAAAGUAGAAGUUGUCUGAGGAAAGUUCAAUCAGCUGUACAGAAGGUUUCAUAUCCUUUCGCCUGAGCCUUUGAAGUGUUUUCGUAAAUCUGUUGUCGUUUAUCUCAUCCAGUUAGUUUUUAAGUUACACCUACAGUGAACUGCUGUUGGCCAAAUCACCGGCCAAUCAGUCCUCUUCAGCAGGCUCUGGUUGUGUGCUGAUAGAAAGUGGCUCAGGAGGACAAGUGAGCUUUAUCUUAGUUUGGUUCAGGCUUAAAGUUAUUCAGGCUAAAACAUAUUCAACCCUCCCUGAUCCAGAGAACCUGUUUAUGUCUGAUAAGAUAAACCACACACAAAUAUUUCUUGUUUGAAGAAUAAAUCCAAACUGUUAGUGGUAGUUAAGCGUACCUCACCUCAUCCGAUUUAGCACCAAACAUUAAUGUUGGUAUGGAUUUUGGGUCAGACUGUAGGCCCACUAAAAUGAAAAUAAAAACCUUGUGGACUAAGUGUAAAGUCUCUUUUGGUGGUUUCAUAUUCAGAGGGAAGGUCCAACUGUGAAACAAAAAAGACAAUGUGCAUUAAAUCAGAGAUAUUAUCAACAAUUAAAUGACAAUGACCAACAAUGGACCAAAUAUUUUCAAUAGGUUGACACUGUAACGUAAGAGGACACAACACGCGUAUCUGAAUGUUGCGGCAUUACAUUAAAUCUGGUCUAAACACACUUUAUCUGAUUUAAAAUGAACCAUGAUGUGGAAAUAAUUUAAGCCUUUAGGUACAGAUAAAAGAUUAAAGUUUUUAAUUUUGGUACAUUGGUGUCAUAUUCAGAAGGAAGGUCCAACUGUGAAACAAAAAAGACUAAUUCUGAAAAUAGUUUAUUUUUCUUUUUAAAAAAGCUUGAAUUGUGUCCUCCCUUCUUGCAAAAAUAGUUUCUCCAUGAGUUCAGUUUGGCCAGAUUCAGGAUGUCCUGUUUCAGUGUGCAGUAUGAAAUAUUCAAACUAUGUCACACAGAUAUUGCUUUUCAGUGAAGGGCUGAAAGAACCAACAAGCCAACAACAUGGGCUAAUUAUUUAUGUAUUCAUAUAUGGAAAUACAGAAAUCUAUUUUUAUUCAUCUAUUAAUUUAUUUAGAUUUUUUGGUAUUUAAUCUGAUCACAAGAACGAAAACCAUGGAAACAUAAGGUCUUAUAAGCAGUUUACUAGAUACAGGCAGUGCCAUAUGGCUUGAACCAAAACCAGUGUGGCCCCAAAAAAACACGUGUGCUAACCGUCUUAGUGAGUCAGAUCAGUUAGUGGACCGCUUAUCCGGACAUCAAAGGCCCCUGCCCUGUUCCAGUAAUAACAUGUUAUAACAAGUCUGGAUUUAGCUAAACUCUGGCUCUGUGAUUAACAUCAUUAAAACCUUACUGAAGGAAACAAGAGCUGAUGUUAUAAAGAGUCAAGUCUAAAUGUAAUUUUAAGUAUCUCUUUUUUUGUUCCCUAAGGGUAAGGGCUUGUGUUUGGAAUUUUUCAAUAAAAAGAAGUUUGGGAAAAAAUGCAGAGUUUGGCUGCAAAGAAGUGAAAGAAUUCCAGUAAUACAUACACAGGAAAUCUUUGUUUUUAUAAAAAGACUGAAAUAUGAAAUAGUAAACAGACUAUUCUUAAUUUUUUUGCAGUGAUGUUCACACUCACCGAGGUUGCUUCCUUGAAUGACAUCCAGCCGACAUACCGCAUCCUGAAGCCAUGGUGGGAUGUCUUCAUGGACUACCUAGGGCUGGUCAUGCUCAUGCUUGCCAUAUUCGCCAUGACCAUGCAGAUUACCAAGGACCAGGUGGCUUGUCUUCCCUGUCUUGAGGACACAGAGGAGGCCUCAGGGCCCAAACCAAACUCCUUCCCUCAGCAGACCACACAGGCCUCAUCCUCAGCCUCAGGGGCCCCCGUCAUGACCAGUGUCCCUUUCAUCACUAAGGACCUACCGGAUGAGGUUGUCCAUGAGAUUCAUGUCACACACCAACACACGUCUGUGGUGUCUGAGAAAUACGCCAAUCAACCUCAACCUACAGGAGUCAGGACCAACCUGGACUUUCAACAGUAUGUCUUCAUCAACCAAAUAUGUUACCACGUUGCCUUGCCCUGGUACUCCAAGUACUUUCCAUACCUCACCCUCAUCCACACCCUUGUCCUCAUGGUCAGUAGCAACUUCUGGUUCAAGUACCCCAAAACCAGCUCAAAGAUCGAACAUUUUGUUUCCAUUCUGGGCAGAUGUUUUGAGUCUCCCUGGACGACGAAGGCUUUGUCUGAAACAGCAUGUGAGGACUCAGAGGAGAACAAACAGAGGUUAACUGGGACUUCCUCUGCACCAAAGCAGGUUUCUUUAGAGGGAAAAGAUGACGGUACAAAUGCAAACUCAACCACACCCAUGCUCGGGGUGAAGUUCUCUGCUGAUAAGCCCAUGGCAGAGGUCCCCAGUAGCAUGACAAUCCUAGACAAGAAAGAUGGUGAGCAGGCCAAAGCGCUCUUUGAGAAAGUCAGAAAAUUCAGAGCUCACGUGGAAGACAGUGAUUUUAUCUACAAGCUUUAUGUAGCACAGACCGUUGUCAAAACAGUCAAGUUUAUUCUGAUACUGUCCUACACGUCAACCUUUUUGGCUAAAAUCAAUUUUAAGCAUGACUGUGAACCAGACAUUAAACAGCUGACAGGGUAUAGAAAAUUCUUCUGUACACACAACAUGGCGUUCAUGCUAAACAAGCUGCUCAUUAGCUACAUGGCACUGAUUCUGAUCUAUGGCAUGGCCUGCUUGUACUCCCUCUUCUGGGUGUUUCGGAGACCCUUGAAAGAGUACUCAUUUGAGAAAGUCAGAGAGGAGAGCAGCUUCAGUGACAUUCCUGAUGUCAAAAACGACUUUGCAUUCCUCUUACACAUGGUUGACCAGUAUGACCAACUCUACUCCAAACGCUUUGGUGUCUUCUUGUCAGAGGUGAGUGAAAACAAACUGAGGGAGAUCAGCCUCAAUCAUGAGUGGACAUUUGAAAAACUGAGGCAGCUGGUGACCCGGAACACGCAGGACCAACAAGAGCUGCACCUUUUUAUGCUCUCUGGCCUCCCCAAUGCUGUGUUUGAUCUCACUGACUUGGAAGUGCUGAAACUGGAGCUGAUCCCAGAGGUGAGAUUUUCUGCUAAAGUCUCUCAGAUGACCAGCUUGCAGGAGCUGCAUCUCUGUCACUGCCCGGCCAAAGUAGAGCAGACAGGUUUCGCUUUCCUGCGCGAUCAUCUCCGCUGCCUUCAUGUCAAGUUCACAGAUGUUGCAGAGAUUCCAACAUGGGUGUACUUACUGAGGAGUUUGAGGGAGCUGAACUUGAUUGGUAACCUGAGCUCAGAAAACAACAAAAUGAUCGGGCUGGAGUCCAUGCGGGAUUUGAGGCACUUAAAGACACUGUGUUUGAAGAGCAACCUGACAAAAAUGCCCACAAAUAUCACCGAGCUUUCACCACAUCUGAUAAAGCUGGUGGUGCACAACGAUGGUACGAAACUGCUUGUAUUAAACAGUCUGAAAAAAAUGACGAGUCUCAUCGAACUGGAGCUGCACACCUGUGAACUGGAGAGGAUUCCCCACGCCAUUUUCAGCUUGACCAACCUACAGGAGCUCGACCUGAAGUCCAACAACAUCCGAACCAUCGAGGAGAUCAUCAGCUUUCAGCACCUGAAGAGACUGACGUGCCUGAAGCUGUGGCACAACAAAAUUAUCACCAUCCCUUCAUCUAUUGGACAGAUCAAGUCUCUAGAGGCUCUGCACCUCUCUCAUAACAAACUCGAGUCCCUUCCUCCAGCUCUGUUCACACUGCCCAAGCUGCGGCAUCUAGACGUGGGCCACAACUCCAUCACAAUCCUCCCUCCUGAUGUGGGGCUCCUGCACAACCUGCAGCACUUAGCCAUCAACUCCAACAAGCUGGAAGUUCUGCCCAAACCUCUGUUUAGAUGCAACAAGCUAAAGGUGUUAUGUCUGGGGAACAAUGCGCUCACCGUGCUGCCAGAGGGGGUGGGUCAGCUGGUGCAGCUCGCUCAGCUGGAGCUCAGAGGAAACUGUCUGGACAGACUGCCUGCCCAGCUGGGAAACUGCCGAAUGCUGCGUAGGAGUGGCCUGGUUGUGGAGGACCAUCUCUUUGAUGCACUGCCUGUGGAAGUGAAGGAGAUUAUCAGCCAAGAGACCACCACGCCCUUUUCCAGUGGCUUAUAGCACAGAAAUCAUGACCCAGUCAGGCUGGCACCACUGGUGGUUCAUGACAAGUCUGAAUAACGGAUGUAAGAGUUGAUUUUUUAUUAUUAUAAUAUCUUUGAAAAUGAAUGCAUUUCAGAUUUUUUCUCUAAUACUGGUACUGGCCCAUGUAUUGCCUCUGAAUUAGUAUUGGACAUCAGCAAUUACGCCAGCCAUUGCACUGAUCCAGUUAGCCUCUGAAAGGCAAAUCAAGGUAAAUACUGAUGUGACAAUAAAAAAAACAACAGACCUGUGCUAGCUGAGGGUAAUAUAAUCAGUGCUAGCAAAAUAUCAGCAAUCAGUGUUUUCCCAACAAUAUUAUGUGUAUUUUUUUAAUCUCUUGUAUCAGAGAGGUACUUCAUACUGACCAAUACGCAUGUCCAGGUAUCAGAAUCGGUAUUGGCAAGGAAAAAUGUAUCAGAUCAUCUCUUGUUUAACUGAUUAUUUUAGUGGGAUGUCAUAGAUGCUUAUGAAUAAAUAGGUACAGAAUGCUUUUCUUAAAGAUUUUAUUUGACAUGUAGCGAACAGUUUUUUAAACAGUUUUCAGUGAUAAAACCGUAGGAAUUUAGCAGUAAAACUAUAGACCAAAACUGUUUCCUCUAAUAACACAGUAUGUAGAUUUCUCAUUCUUGUUUAGGUACUCAGGUAUAAGUGUAACCAUGGGGAACAAUCUUUUUUGCCUUAACUGCUGCUAUUUUUUUACAGUGAGGGCUUUCACAUAUAAAAAGCCAAAAAUAAGUACUUUAUGUUUUCAGGUCAGUUUUCCAUACAGACACGAUCCAUGCAGCACUGUCUAUACGUUAUAGUAGACAUCACAAUGCAAACACUUCCUUCUUGGUAGAUUUCACUAUCUCUCUUGAAAUAAUGUAACCUUUAAUUUUCCUCAGAGACUCGUAGCUGACAGAAUGAGUUCAGAGUUGUAAAGCUCAGGUGGAGACUAAGCACCAGAAAUUAACCUUUAUCUUCUUGUUUCAGAGAUUGUAUACUAAGGCCUAUAGUACUUCAUUUGCACACACAAAUAACAUAAUGAAUUGGAGAUUGUUGAAUGUCCUUGAUGAUAACAUGUCCUAGUAACAACGUGAGCUGACAAAGAAAGGGAAAUCUGUUGACUGACUUUUUUUCGUUCAUCAUGCUUUAAAGAUGUGUAACAGAGCAGCUCGUAGGUAGGACUGAUUACUUACACAUGUCAGAAUUGUGUGAUCACAACAAACAUGUCUGCCUUGCUUCUUUUCAAUGUAUUUCUGUGUAGGUCUAUAUACAGUGAGUGUUCCCGAGAGCUGCUGUAACACCUCUGUGUUCCUAUGCUCAAAGUCCACUGCUUUAUGGCACAAUAAAAAAGAUUUUAGAUGAA
Xyrichtys novacula (pearly razorfish) is the source of this 7582-nucleotide messenger RNA. NCBI's taxonomy places the organism in Eukaryota, Metazoa, Chordata, Actinopteri, Labriformes, Labridae. The record is from the annotation of a GenBank genome assembly.